Messenger RNA from Exophiala bonariae, 3285 nucleotides. RefSeq lists its product as uncharacterized. NCBI's taxonomy places the organism in Eukaryota, Fungi, Ascomycota, Eurotiomycetes, Chaetothyriales, Herpotrichiellaceae. The transcript is spliced from 6 exons. The coding region runs from base 1 to 3285 and encodes 1094 amino acids. Gene Ontology annotation, molecular function: oxidoreductase activity. The record is from RefSeq and is a predicted model, not a curated record.
AUGCCCCCCUUCAAGGAUGAGCAUGUGCUCAUCAUUUCACCAGGGUCCCAGAUCACUUCCGCGCAGUUGGGACUGCCCGAAACCUUUACGCCCCCGAAGUUUCGUUUUCCCACUCGCAUGUUUCCUGGCGUCAAGCCGUCAGAAUGGGAGCCCUUGAGGAUUAGAAGCAAGACUGUCAAAGUACCGAAAGUUACGGCGACAGAGACCUUGACCAAUGGUACCACGCCCCCAAAGACCGAGCAGACGAAUGCAGAAGCUAUUGUGCCUGCACCUGCACCAGGCCCUGCACCCGCGGUCGUUGAUGUCGAAAUGCAAGAGGCACCUGUGCUGCUAGAAAAGACCGAAGAAGCUACACCGGCAGCACCAUCAGAUCUUCCGGUACCCACGAACGAAGAACCUCAGGAACCUCCUUUAGAAAAGCCAGCAGAACCGGUAGAUCCAGCUCAGGGACAGGAACAGACUAGCGAUGCCAAUGCCAAUUCUACGGAAGAAAAGCAGGAAGUGGCGCAGGAUGAACAGGAGGCUGAGCCACAAGAGACGACACAGAUUGUUGAGGAGGAUUCCAUCGAGACCUUUGAAGAUGAUCACUGGUCAACGGAGGGAGCGGUAUAUCCUAUUCGCGAAGGUCGCAUAGAGAACUGGUCCUGUUUCUUCGCGCUGCUGUCACACAUCUACAACAUGAUAUCUCCGCCUUUCCACAUGCCGGUCCUCUUUGUAUCACAACCGUGCUGGUCCAGCCGCGACAAGGAGAUGAUCACUCAAUAUGUUUUCGAGAACUGGAAAAUCCCCGCCUUCUGUCUCAUGGACGCUGCUCUGACGGCAUGUUAUGCCUAUGGAGUACCCACCGCGUUAGUUGUGGACGUUGGCCAUGGCAAAUCAGACGUAACUGCUGUCACGGAAUUCCAAGUCAACGAAUUUGGCCGUGGUCUCGCGAUCGCAAACUCCGGCGGACAAGCAAUGACAAAGAGAUUGCAACAAGAACUGAAGAAGAACGACUUUGAUGAGGAUAUGGCUGAGCAAUUGAAAAGAAGUCCUAUUUGCGAAAUUCUUCCCUUCGGUGUUCCACUACCCUCCGCAUCGGCCAACGUGGAUACUAUCAAUCCGGCCGCCGCUGCCUCGACAGGAGCACUGGACUCGGGAGCAAAUGCGAAAGACACAGAAGGUUUACGUCCUGGACAACAACCACGCGGCCCUGGCUAUGGCACAGCGGUCGGAAUAGAAGGCAUCAAUGGUGACAAUGAUGAAGAGGAUGAUGGCGUUCUAGAUGUUGCCGCAAUUGUUGCCAGAGACAACGCUGCCGAACUGCUGGCCAAGAGAGAGCGUGAGAAGGCUGAAAAGCUUUUAGCCAAGAGCAAAGGUGGUGCCGAGCCUCCCCGUCCAAUAAGACUGAGAAAUGCCGAAAAAGUACGUGCAAGCUUUACGUACGUGGAAUACCUCCCGAUCGAAGAUUCAGAAGAACCAAAUGCUGUACCGACCGCCCGGAAACGAAAGCGAGAGGUAGAAGUUGGGGUGGAGAGGUUCAAGGCUGCAACACCUGGGCCUGGUAUGACGGAAGGCAUCAUUGAUAGGAUAGCCGAUGCCAUGCAUCAUACCGUACUUAGUGUACCCGAAGUGCCCCAACGAUCGUCUCUAUGGGAGAACUUGAUUAUUCUAGGCAACGGAAGUCGAAUAAGAGGAUUCACCAGCUCCCUUCUAGCGACUCUAAACGCUCGCUACGUGCUCUCGCCCUCCACCGCUACCAUCUUCACAUCCGAACUUCCCUCAAACUUCACGACGCCAGUCGCCACCCCAGGCACCAACACCCCGAUCCCUGGCCAAGGGGGGCACCUCCAACACCAUCUCGGCGGCCACGGCGUCAAUCCGCUCCUUGUAGCUGCCACCAAGAACAUGAUGCAGCCCAACCCCUCAAACCCACACCUUCAAAUCCCCGGCGGCGCAGAUCCAAGCCUGCACCAGAGCCAUCGGGGCUUCAGCCAGUCGCCCACGUCCAUCAAGACAGUCAAGCCGCCCGAGUACUUCCCAGAGUGGAAGGACCCGAGUGUGUCGGGCAUGGAGGAAGCGUCGUUCCUGGGCGCCCAGGUCGCGGCCAAAGUCGUCUUCAUCGUCGACCAGGGUAAUUCCAAGGGCUUCCUUACCCGCACAGGCGGAUUCGGAGUUGAGCGUGUCGUCAUCCUCGACUCUAUCAACAAGCGAUUAGAGACGUUGGGGCUGCUUCGAUUGAUAGGAGGGAUCGAGAAUAACUUGAAUCGGAUUGAGAAUUACCUUUCGUAUCUUCCCUUUCCACUCUUUACUACACAUAUCCUCUACUUUGGUCGGAAAGGUCCCCUCCAGUCGACUAUGCCUCACGCAACGGAGCCAGAAUACAAGCAUAUCCAGCUGACGCAGCUUGCUCCUACGUUUGCUGCCGAGGUCACAGGCGUUGACUUCUCCCAGCCUGUUGGGAAAGAGGUGUUUGAGGAGAUUCGUCGAGCAAUCGUCGAUUAUGGUGUGUUGGUUUUCCGGAAAGCGUCCCUCGACGAUGCUCGCCACGUGGCUUUCUCAGCCCUAUUCGGCGAACUCGAUGAUAUCAAGCCGUAUAUCCUGCUAGGGAGAAAGAAUAGAUUUGCCUUCGACGAACUAUUCGACGUGAGCAAUCUGGAGGACGAUGGCAGCUUGGUGAAACUGGGAAGCAAGAGACAUCACAUGGGAUUGGGCAAUGGGAUCUUCCAUGUCGACUCAAGCUUCAACCCACGGCGAGCAGGCUUUAGUCUUCUUAAUGCGCACAAACUUCCUCCCAAAGGACACGGAGGUAAUACCGAUUUCGCAGACACAAAAGCAGCUUUCCAGGAUCUUCCCGAGGACCUCAAGAAUGAUCUCCUCGAAAAUGAUUUCAUUGGAGCCCACAGCAUAAUGCAUUCGCGCAAAAAGGCUGCCCCCAAAGAUAGCCCGUGGUUGAAAGACAUCGAUCCAAAUGAUUACCCAUUUGGUCGUCACAGCAUUGUGCAGACGCAUGCCAGUGGUCGACAGAAUUUGUACAUUGCCAACCACUUACAUCACCUCGAGUACAAGACACCGCGAUCGAAGGAAUUUGUGCCUACCAAGCAACAGCCUUUCGAGAGGGUGCCCGAAGCUGAAGGUACCGAGUUGAUUGAGAGGCUGCUUGCGCACGCUACUCAGCAGAAGUACCUCUAUAGCUGUGAAUGGGAGAACGUUGGCGACCUGGUUCUCUGGGACAACACUGGCGUUAUGCACAAGGCUGGCAAGGGGACUUUCAUGGAGAAAUAUGCGCGAGAUAUGAGAAGGUAG